AGUGGCCGCAUUCGGCCGCGAGAUGUGAUCUCAUUCAUGGAUAGAGGGCGGUUAUCAUCUAUCUCUGAUGCCGAGGGAUAACUGAGCUCUCGCAAUAUUGUUUACGUAAUUCAAGACUAUGUACUAUCCAUUUACUUUCUGACUCUACGAAUCGUGCCGGCUUCCAUCGUGACACACGAUCCAGUCCAACUAUUUGACAUCCUUCGCUGCCUUAUCAUCAGUGCAACUUAGUGUUGGACCAUUCGGCGGCUGUCGGGACCGAUCUGCGGCUUCUUUUCUGACUCAACAACCAACUCAACAAUCAUUUGUCUCUGGGAACACACGACACAUUCGACAAACACAUCAGGAUCGGUAUACGACGGCUUCAAUGGCUAACAAAGUUGCAAAGAUUCCCGUCAUUGACCUCUCGGGGGAGAAUCAGGAGCAGGUGGCCAAGGAGCUCGUGGAGGCCGCCAUUGAACAUGGCUUCAUAUACAUCAAGAACACAGGGAAAGAUAUUCCUGCCGAUGCUGUACAUGGCGCAUUUGAUAUGGGCAGGAAGAUCUUCAAAGCACCACUUGAAGAGAAGCAGGCAUGUACUAUUCAGAAGAACAACCGCGGCUGGUCUGCUAUGCAGUAUGAGACAUUGGAUCCAUCAACCCAGCGUGUCGGUGACUUCAAAGAGUCCAGGGCGUUCAACUUUGGCGAGUUCAUCAACGGCAAAGCCGACCAACCCAUGCCACCCACCAUAGCCCCUUACGAAAGCCAGAUCAACGACUUCCGUGAGCUCUGCUACAACCUCUGCCUCAAGAUCAACACUCUCCUCGGCAUCGGUCUCCAGGUCACACCCCCUGACUUUUUUAAGAACGCUCACGUCCGCGAAAGGGGCGCUUCGGGAACCAUCCUCCGGUUCCUCUACUAUCCGCCCCACUCCGAUACCCCUGACGCAAAUCGUGAGGAGGAUGUUCGCGCAGGGGCUCAUUCUGACUACGGUUCCAUGACCCUUCUCUUCCGCCUCAAGGGACAGGCUGGUCUGGAGAUUCUGACCCAAGACGGGAAGACGUGGGCUCCUGUUCCUGUGGUGCCACCGGGGACUGAGAAUGAUCCUUCCCCUCCUAUCCUGUUGAACAUCGGGGAUUUGCUUUCUUACUGGACUAAUGGGCUGCUCAGGAGCACAGUUCACAGGGUGGUGUUUCCUGGUCCGGGCAAGACGUCUGUGGCUGGUGAGACGGAUACUGAGCCAAGGUACUCGAUUGCGUUUUUCUGCCACCCUGUGGGGACGACGCUGUUGGAGCCUGUGCCGAGUGAGAGGGUUAGGAAUCAUGAGGAGGAUGCGCAGGCGAAGCAGGGGAAUCCGUAUGCCGAGAGGAAGGUGUUGACUGCUGAUGAGCAUUUGCAUAUGAGGCUCAAAGCAAGUUAUCUGCAGCUGUAUAAAGAUAAGGAGUAGAAUCAUUACAUAGAUGUGGCAUUGGAUUGUGGGAGUAUUUGACCAUAUACUGUUGCCACCAUGUCAGCAUCAUAAACUCAACCUCUAGGCAGAGUCUCCAACAAAAAACAAGGUCCGCUGGCGUAAUGGCAGCGCGUCUGACUACGAUUCCAAAAAAUCAAGUAAUCAGGAGGUUCCAGGUUCGACCCCUGGGCGGAUCGUCCAAACUUUUGCGUCCUUCCAACAAGGAAGAGUUCUUUUUGAACUUUUUUUCUCGCUUUUUUGUGUUGGUGGAGACUUGGGAGUUGUUAAGGGAUGAUCCCUGGCGUGCUUGGCUUAGGGAUGAGUUGGACGUGCAACCCUAACCCUUUUCACUCGGGAUUAGGUGGCGGGGUGGACGACAAAUGCUGUCGGCUGGGAUGUUGAAGAUGUGAGAAAAGAGAGGAAAUCUGUUCAGUGUCACUGAUAUAUCUCUUUGAUUAGUUUGUUCUCUGCUUGCUUGGCUGCUUAGGUAACAUGCGGUAUGGGCGAGAACCGUCAACUCGUGAUGAGCCUACGGAGCAUCACCGGACAUUUCCCAGCAAAGUUAAUGGCAGGUAUAGAUAAAUAUUGUUCGGAAGUGUCGUC
Messenger RNA from Podospora bellae-mahoneyi, 2032 nucleotides. RefSeq lists its product as uncharacterized. The coding region runs from base 368 to 1426 and encodes 352 amino acids. NCBI's taxonomy places the organism in Eukaryota, Fungi, Ascomycota, Sordariomycetes, Sordariales, Podosporaceae. The record is from RefSeq and is a predicted model, not a curated record. Gene Ontology annotation, molecular function: 2-oxoglutarate-dependent dioxygenase activity. The transcript is spliced from 5 exons.